Molecule: messenger RNA, 486 nt
Organism: Durusdinium trenchii
Lineage: Eukaryota; Dinophyceae; Suessiales; Symbiodiniaceae
Source: the annotation of a GenBank genome assembly
AUGCGGUGGUUUUUUGAUCCGUUAGACUGGAACGCCCCUCCUGCAGAAGGGUGUGGGCCCAAACCAUUCAUUUCUUGGAUUGAAAGACAUCAAGGCGAAACUUGGCGAGCGUAUGCCGGAAAGGUUGCAAAGCACGCUGCGUCACAUGGGGUUGCAAGGGGCUGGCGUCAGUUGGGUCUUCGUUCUAUGACCAAACCUGCUGACAGCGCCAACAAUAGCCCUAAAGCGUGGUCGCUGCGAGCUGCUCCUCGAUUUUGGCAGCUUGAGCAGGUUGAGAGUUUCCUUACGGCCUCUUGUUUUUCUCAAAUUUCGUUCACCACCAAAAGAUGGGAACGUAGUGGUACCACCUGGGGGUUCAAGGCCAUUCAUAGUGGGGAUCAGACGUAUAUGCAACUGCUGUACGAUGGAGAUUCUUUUGAUGACGGGAAAUUUGUUGUGGUUGAGAGGUUUUUUAAUUUCGGUAAAGGACCCCACCCACCAAGUUGA